Apis mellifera (honey bee) is the source of this 817-nucleotide messenger RNA. It is a transcript of the gene Chchd2, whose product is annotated as coiled-coil-helix-coiled-coil-helix domain-containing protein 10, mitochondrial. NCBI's taxonomy places the organism in Eukaryota, Metazoa, Arthropoda, Insecta, Hymenoptera, Apidae. The record is from RefSeq and is a predicted model, not a curated record. Gene Ontology annotation, biological process: mitochondrion organization. The transcript has 3 exons. Gene Ontology annotation, cellular component: mitochondrion; nucleus. The coding region runs from base 174 to 617 and encodes 147 amino acids.
UGUUUCCUAUUUUAUUUCUGGAAAGUUCGAUAAUUCUGAGUCGGCGCAGUUUGAAUAGCUUGCAUAACGUAUAAAGCCUUAAAGAUUUCGUUUCAGUAUCAGACCAAGCUUGUAAGAGCGCGGAUUGUUUAUUGUGUUAUACGAAAUCUAGUGUGCAAAAAAGAAAAAAAAACAUGCCACGACGUGGACGUGCUGCAAAUCCUCCACCAAGGACGGUUAGACGAACAUCGGCUCCAGUCGCAACUCCUGCACAACCUCCUGCACAUGCUCCUGCAGCAACACCAAUGAUGGCGCAACCUCAGCAGCCAUCCCUCAUGGGACAAAUGGCUGCUACUGCUGGAGGUGUCGCUAUAGGUUCUGCUGUUGGUCAUACUAUUGGACAUGCAGUAACUGGUCUUUUCAGUGGAGGAUCUAGUGAAUCUGCUGUUGCACCUGCAGCACCUGCAGCACCUGCUGUAGCACAAAGUGCACCAGCUUCUGCUGCACCUAUUGGUGGAGCUUGUGCUUGGGAAGUAAAACAAUUUUUGGAAUGUGCUAAUAAUCAAUCUGAUCUUACACUGUGCGAAGGAUUCAAUGAAGCUCUCCGUCAGUGCAAAGCAGCUAAUAAUGUAGUUUAAACGAGCAUCUUUCCAAAAACAUUUGGAUGAUAGAAGAAAUUUAGGAGCUCAGCAUCAUGUGAAUUAAUUUAAUAAAUCUUAUAAAAAUUUGGAUUUAAUUUACAAUAAAUAAAAAUUAUGUUAAAAUUAUUAUUAAUAUGAAUUAGACAAUAUCUUUGUAUGUAUAGAAGUAAAAUAAAUUGACUUCUAUUUACACAUUA